AUGUAUACAAACUUCUUCAAAUAUCCUGGUUUUAAAUAUCUUAAAUUUUUUAAACCAAAAUAUCUUACAGAAAUUGCUAAUAUAUUAAAAGAAAGACCAACUUUAAAAGAUAUUAUUACUCUUGUUCUUCAAAAUCUAGAACAAGAACAAGAAAUUUUAACUGAAUUUAAAGUUAAAGCUAUUAGAAAUGAUGAAAUUAGAGUAUUUGAUUUUGAAAAUAAGACUGAUAUUGAACAUGGUUAG
Molecule: messenger RNA, 243 nt
Organism: Racocetra persica
Lineage: Eukaryota; Fungi; Glomeromycota; Glomeromycetes; Diversisporales; Gigasporaceae
Source: the annotation of a GenBank genome assembly